Molecule: messenger RNA, 15040 nt
Organism: Liolophura sinensis
Lineage: Eukaryota; Metazoa; Mollusca; Polyplacophora; Chitonida; Chitonidae
Product: E3 ubiquitin-protein ligase MYCBP2-like
Exons: 86
Coding region: 162-14687 (4841 amino acids)
Biological process (GO): axon guidance; regulation of synaptic assembly at neuromuscular junction
Cellular component (GO): plasma membrane; nucleus
Molecular function (GO): ubiquitin protein ligase activity
Source: RefSeq, a predicted model, not a curated record
UGGCGGCAUGGUGUUAUGACGGAGAAGCAUAUCGAAACAAAUAACAUGUAGUGAUUCUGAGGGUGCAUCUUCUUCGUGGCGGGUUUUAGCCCGCGAGAUAUUUCCACAUAACCCACAGUACUACAUUGCACAUUUGGUUCCAAGUGAGAGAGACACUAAGAAUGGCGGCAGUGGAAUUAUUGCCACCGACCCGGAGUCACAUCAAUGAUUUUUUGCGUGGUGAUCAACUCAGUACCAAAUUCCACGAACUGUUCGAUUCCAAGGAGGAAGCUCAAAAGAAGAAAAAUGAUAAGAAGAAAACAAAGAAAAAACCAAAGCCCAAGGCAAAGGAGAAAAAGAAUAAGAGAGACAAAAGUCCAGAGGUGUCCGAGGCUGUGUUGCCCAUUGUGGAGGUGGCGGGAAACCCCUCUUCUUUUAAUGUGUACGCCCACGUACGUCAGACAGUACUGGAACAGUGUAUGAAGGAUGCAGCCAAGGUUUACCAGAAGGGGGUCAGUGUUCAAGUGUCAGACACCGAUACGGAAGAGGAAGUGGAGGACAAGAGCAAAGAACCGACCAUUAAAAUACCUAAGAUUGUUGGGAUCGGUUUGAAUGGUGUGUUUGAGCUGAUCAAGGAGACAUGUCAUGGUUUUCCAGAGCUGUGUGUGAAAGCCCUGCAGGCUCUGUUAGACAUGUUACAGGGCCAGCAGCCUGAAAGUAUGAAGUCAGAACCUGCUGAUGUUAUUGAUUCCAUGUAUCACCUGUUAAUAGACAUAGCCAAAGGUCAGAUUCCCGAAGCAUCUCAGAGCCAUCAGGGGAAGUCACUCUCUUCUCUGGCCUGUGCCACCCUGCUCAGCUUAGUGAUAGCACGAGGAGACACAGGCAAGCUGCUGACAGCAAUCGCUGCCAUGCUGAUGAGUCCUGCUACUCUCGCCACUCAAGAAAUGCAGGUUCCAUUCAUUCUCACAUCACUUCAGAGGAGUAUCCAGGCAGUCUUACUGGGUAAAACUCAGCUGCCUGAUUGGCUGGGCUGUGGAGUGAAACAAAAAGCUUUACGAGAUACGUUCAAGCUGAAGGAUUUUGAACCAGUGUCUUCGUCUUGUGCCAUAGCCAGUGAUGGUAGUCACCUCUACGUCCAUAACAAGCUAGGCUUGUAUAAAAUAGGAACAGGAUAUGGGGGAACAGUGAGGGGUCAUGUCUAUGCAAUGAAGAAAGAUUUCUACAACAGUGCUAAGAGCUGGCUGUCAUUUGCUGCCGGUAAAAUGUAUUUCAAAGACUUGGCUAGCGCUGACGGGGAACUCAAAGUGAUUUGUACAGAAACGCUGGAGACAAUCAGUACAGCAAAUGUAGAAGGUGGUGUAUCGUGUUCUAAUGUACUGUUCAGUGACGGAGAACAUAUAGGACAGGUAGCUGCAGCUAAAGAUGAUAGUUUUGUGGUGAGGACGUACAGCCCAGAUAUGGACCUAAUGACCGUGUCCAGCGAGGUCCCACUGAAACUGGCCAGAAAGUGCCUGGAUACCUUUGGAUCAUCUCCCAUCGAUGACCAAGUUGAUAUCCAUGCCAUAAGCACAGGCUACGAAGAGGACAUCAGCAGUAUAGCAGCUGGGAAAGAGUUUGCUCUUAUCAAAACUGUCAGUGGAAAGGUUUUAUAUUCUGGAAAGUCUCAAAGCCUUGGAAUAAAGCAGGGCGGGCCGUCCCAGGGGAAGUGGGCGGAGUUAUCCAUCACAAAGUCACCUAAGAUUAGCCAGAUAGCUGUGGGUCACGAGGGACAGCACGCACUCUUGGUGGCUGAUGACGGCAGUGUGUUCUUUGUGGGUACUCCCAAACGGGGAGAGGAUGGAGACUCCAGUGUGUUGAAGGCCAGACGGCAGCCCAAACCACUAAAGCCCAAGAAGAUGAUUAAAGUGGAGACAAAGUUUAUUGUGUAUGCCAGCUGUAAUAAUGGUACUAGUGCUGUGGUAAGCCGAGAGGGAGAGGUGUUCAUGUAUGGGAAAGACACUGCCCACUGUGAUCAUGCCAGCGGUCAGGUGAUGGACCUGAAGAACUUUGUCAUCACCCAGGUGUCUCUGGGCAAAGCCCAUGCUGCCGUCCUCUCCAGUAAAGGCAGGGUCUACACCUAUGGUAUCAACAACAAAGGCCAGUGUGGACGAGACUACAACCCUGGUGCCAGUAGAGAAGCUGCCAACACGAUUGUAAAUAUGGUAGAUGAAGAGGAAGAGAAUGAAACAGAAGAUGUGCUGUGUGCUCCAGGUAAACACAAGUGGAAGACUAACCAGUGUAUGGUGUGUACAGUGUGUGGAGAGUGCACGGGAUACGGGAACAGGUGUAUCAACAGUGGCAGCUCGGAGAGGAACCCGGGCAUGCCUUGUCUGUGCGGUGCUGGGGACUCUGGCUGUUCAGAGUGCGGCUGCUGUAAGACGUGCGCUGGGGAACAGGAAAGAGAAUUGAUUGACCAGCUGUACAAGACUAAAGACCUCAACUUCCUGGAUCUGGUUCUCUCUGGACGACCAGGUGCUCAACAACUAGAUCAACUCAGCAAGAAACUAGAACAGAAAAAGAAAACUGCAAGAUUCAAGGUGUUCCUGAACUCCAUCAGACCAUCCAAGUCCAACCGAGUUGAGGUGAAUGAAGCAGAGCCCGAGUACUCCAAACUGACGAGUCUGGCCCCAGCGGAAAUCCUGGUGGGCAAUGGGGAUGUCCAGGUCACACAGAUAGCCUGUGGAUUACAUCAUACAGUGCUACUGUUACAAAAUGGCACCGUGUACACAUUUGGCAGUAAUCAGUAUGGUCAGCUUGGUUUGGGAGACACUCUGGUCAGGGGCGUGCCCACCAGGGUGUCUCUGCCUUCACAAGCCGUACAGGUUGCUGCUGGCAGUAACCACACCGUUAUUCUGCUGGCCAAUGGCCAAGUACUUACCUGUGGCAAUUUUCAGAAAGGCUCUUUGGGUAGAGUAGGACAGGAAGAAGGAGCCAGUAAUAUGGGCGCUAGAGAGAAGAAAGCUACAUGGUUCACAGUGCCAGGGGUUGUCCCAGGGAUAGGUGCGAUGUUUGGAAGGAGAGCGACGUGGAUUGGAGCAAGUGGAGACCAGACAUUCCUCAGGGUUGACGAAUCCUUGAUUAAUGCGCAUACCCUCGCCAAAUCCAACGUGUUCGCAAAUCAGUCCUGUAUAGGUCUGAUCCCAACUGGAGAGGAAGGUGGGUACACCAUCAGAUGCCUAGUCAUCAACAAACAGGACGGCAGCUGUAAGAGUUUCAGUGGAGCAGACCAAGUUGACUUAGCUAAUCAUGCAACCUGUUUGGACCCAGCUUAUGAUGUGCUCUGGAGUUACUGUCCAGGCAGCCAUGAGGUCAGCUGUUACAAUGUAGUAUCGUCUGAAGCUGCCAAUCUUAAGGCCAUUGACUCCACCUACAGCGACAUUUUCUGCCCGGAGUUAGCGAUCCCUCUCCGUCAUGGCUCUCAGGCUACACGCUCACACUGCGCUCUUCAUGUGCUCGCCUGUAUGGACACGCACACCACUUCCCAGCAAUUAAACAUGGCCAUCUACGAGGAGGAAAGAGAAAAACAGAUCACAGCUAAAGUGUUCUCAAAAGAGGAUUUCCUGGUUGUCAACAGAUUCGAAAGCCACGGUGGAGGAUGGGGAUACUCAGGGCACUCUAUAGAAGCUAUCCGCUUCAUGGCCGACGCUGAUGUGUUACUGGGUGGUUUCGGGCUGUUUGGUGGGCGCGGAGAGUAUUAUGGCAGAAUAAAGGUAUUUGAUCUGGGUCCCGAUGGCGGAGAGAAUGAGGCUGACGGAGAACUGCUGGCCGAGACGGAGGAGAUGCCGUAUGAGUGUGGAGCAAGGGAGAAGUAUGCCAUGUUGUUUGAUGAGCCAGUCACCCUACAGGCCCACACCUGGUAUGUCGCCUGGGCCAGGAUAUCGGGACCCAGCAGCGACUGUGGCUCCAGCGGCCAGUCCACAGUCACCACAGAUGACCAAGUGGUGUUCAAAUUCAAGAGUUCCAAGAAGUCAAACAAUGGUACAGAUGUGAAUGCAGGGCAGAUACCUCAGAUUCUCUACAGAUUGCCCACACAUGACAACCCCAGUGGAGUGAGAAAGUCUGAUCAGGCAGAACCUGCCCACAUUCUCAGUCCAGAAUUCUCCAGGGCGGUCUCCACGACGUGUUUCGAGUCUCUGUUGAUGCUGCUUCGCUGGAGCUGGAAGACGUUCACUGCUGGGAUCCAGGAGGUUGAUGAACUGAAAGGUAUCCACAGGAAAGCAGGAGUAUCCGAUCUGGAGCGGCUCGUCUACAUCAGCACUUCCUCCUUACGCCUGCUCCGCAUCUAUAUCACAGAAGUUUACCCUGCAGGAGGAAGCCCUGGGAAGCUGCCAGUGGAGACUGUGAAGCUUGCAGAGUGUGUGGGUAACACACGUGACCUGUUACGUGAGAUUCUCUCUGACUGCACCUCCCAGCCUGUAUUCCGGGUAUUCAUGUCACCUGCCAACGCCUCCGCAGAGUAUUUGCACCUGCAGGAGGAAAUCCUGGUGGAGUGUCACCGCACCUUCACUGCCUGCUUCCACGCCUUCUACCCCACGGAGAGCCUUAAGUGGAUCUGUUUGUGUGACCUGCUCAACCUCAUGGAACCGGGCCUGCCUAAUAUGGAUGGAUACGGGAGAUUGUUGGCGGCCAUCAUGGAGGCCAUGUGUCACCCAUCGGUUAAGCUGACCAACAUCUUCCCAAUCAACUGCGAACAUGAGACUGAGGAGCUGUUGAGGAGGCAGUCUGUCAGCAUUGAUGACAACACCAACAGUGCGGCCAGGCUGGGGGACUCACAUCAGUACCCCAUACUUGUUAGUCACAUGAUGUGUAGGACUGGUUCUGAGAACAGUGUGGUGGCCCACUGCAGCUUUAAGGAGAUCCUGGACCGCCUGCUGACCAUCGUCACCCUGCCUGUACGACAGGAGAUGAUGGGGGAAUCCCCUAUCUACCCAAGCCUCCUAGUGGCCAACACUUGCUCCCUGCUGGCUACCAUCGUUAGUGAACUCGCCUCAGCGGCUCUGGGUUCAGAGACUGAGGGGAUGACAACCACGAGGCCAAUGUUGACUACUCCUAAUCGGUUCACACGGACCAGCCAAAGUGCUUACUGGAACACUGGGAACGGUAGCCCGGACUCUGUGGCCUUUAGCGUGGAUCGCCCAGGGGUGGUGAUAGCGGGCGUGUGCGUCUAUGGGGGCACGGGACAGUACGACUACGAGCUGGAGCUCCUAGAUGAGAAUGAGGGACAAGGAGACACCUCUCACUCCCAGAGAUGGAACAGCCUGGAGCUAGCUAAGGGCACCUAUGGGGUGGAUUCCCUCAAUGAGGUGGCCGAGAUAAAGUUUGACAGGCCUGUACCAAUCAAAGAAAAUACAAAGUACGCGAUCCGCAUGCGGAAUCAUGGGCCCCGUACACUGAACGGUGAUGGAGGGGUCAGCAAGGUCAAGUGUCCAGACGGGACAACAUUCACUUUUUCCGCCUGUUCACUCAGUAUUAAUGGUACCAGCCACAUAAGGGGACAGAUCCCUCAAAUACUCUACUACAGUGCCCCACAGGAUGGGGAGAACCAUGUACAGAACAACAAAGCCCUGGCAGAACAGCAGUCUCGUAAAAAUGCCAUCAGUAUCGCCAGCUCAAUCAGCAGGACGGCCAAGGACCUGUUACAGAGAGCACAAGCUCAUCUCAAUGAGGACAUACACACUAUCGUGGGCAAGUCCCACCUGUUCUCCUCUCUCCUCCCUCUUACCUUGGCUUACAUUGGACCAGUGGCUGCCCAAGACUCGAGGAGUGCUGUACAGGUGCUGGCUCUGGUGCAGGAUGUCUUACCUGCUGUCUCCCUCAUGAACAGUGAACUGACCCCACACAUCCCCAUCGUCAACAUGAACAUAAACCUGAAUGCUAACGAGGCGGGACAGUCCGGGGAUUUCACUACCUCCACACACUUCGCCGUCGUAGAGAGUGAUCAUCCCUACAAACCGGCCACAGUGGCCAAUUAUAAGGUGACAUUCCCAGAGAAUGUGAAGUGGUUGGUGUUGGAGUUUGACCCGUUGUGUGGCACAGCUCAGGCCGAGGAUUCUCUCCAGCUGUAUGUCCCUGCCUUAACCAGACACAGAUCUGUCCAAAGCAAACCCAGCUCCAUGGCCGACAAGGACGAUGCCAUUAUGAAGCUCACACACUGGCCUGUCCUCAAGAAGUUCAGUGGCCUCCACAACUGGCCAAAACAGUCAGUCGUUCUACCAGGUAACAGCAUGAUAUUUUCACUUGAAACGGCCUCAGACUAUGUGAAGGAUGACAAGUCCUGUUUCUAUGGUUUUAAGUGUUCGGUUGUCGGAUACGAGUGGACAUACGGCCAGAAUGAGGGAAUACAGCACCUGGAGAAAGAGUUGUCUUUCCUUGGAGGGAUGUGUGCCUCAUCAUUAAUGAGGCAGGAUGUGUCGCUGCCCCCUGCAUCCCUGGAGGAGAUUGAUGAGGACAUGGAUCAGAUUGAGGAGGGGGCUCAGAUGGUUUUCUCUGCCCACUCUAACCUCCUUAGUCAGGGCUUUGCCCUCUCUAAUCCACCCACCAUAGGGCAGGCCCUGGAAGGAAACCUUCCCUUCUGUUGGCAGUCCAAUGAGAGAGCCUUCCUGAAGGACUUCGUGUCCUGUACAGCGGGUACGAGUGGUGGGAGACUGGCCAGGUGGCUUCAGCCAGACUCAUAUCUGGACCCCAAACAGUGUGACAUCCUGUACAGUAAGGACGAGCUGAAAUGUAGCUGGCCAGUGGUCAUUACCGUCCAGACCAAAGACCAGUACGGCCAUCUUGUCAACGUCCCCAAUCUCAGGGUGGACGUGAAGGCAGUUCCUGUAGACCAGAAGGACAGCGAUGACAACAAGAAGAUUCGUCGUCUCAGUCGCCCUGAUGAUGGGGACCUGACCUUCGGGGGUCACCCCCCACCUUGUAUAGAUAUCCCUUAUCAAGUCACUGUCAAGGACAAGAAGGACGCUUUCUAUGCUAUCAGUAUGAUGAAGGCUUAUGAGAACUACUCCUUUGAGGAGCUGCGAUAUGCUGCCCCGUCCUUACCCCGACCCUCAGAGAACAUGCUGGUUAGAGCCAACAACGACGGAACGUACAGUGCUAACUGGACACCAGGCAGUAUAGGAUUCUACAACAUCUAUGUCACCAUCGACGGCUUUGAAGCAGGUGAUGUGUACAAAGUUGAAGUGAAGGAACCACCUCAGGGAAUGACACCCCCAACCAUGGGGAACAAGAAGUUACAUCAGCCUAACAAGAUCCGCAAGUUUAUAGGCAAACACAGUGCGGGGUUACGUAUCCGUAGCAACCCCUCGUUACAGAGCGAGCAGACCGGGGUGAUAGCUCCUGGAGGUAUUAUAGGCUUUGUGGAUGAGGUUCACAAUGACGAUGGAGUGUGGGUUAGAUUGAAUGUAGAGAGUAUAGGCAAGUGGUGUUCUAAUGGCUACACAGAGGGCUGGGCUCUACAGUACAACCAACAUUUGGGCAAGACCCUGCUCGUGCCCGUCGAGGAACCCAAGUCUAUUGAGGACCUGAAAGAAGACACUCACCCCAAACUGCCUGAUGUGGUCAGGGAUAACAGACAAGCCAAAAAGGGUGGGCCAGGUGUAUAUUACCUAAUCAGGUGUGGCUCGUCAGGACAUAACAUCAGGUGUGGACCCAACAGGAAGGCUCGCCCUAUAGGCAUGCUCGUCCUGGGCAACUCAGUUACCGCAACAGAAGAUUUACAAAAUGCGGAUGGGACAUGGGUGAAGCUCGACCUGGAGACGGUGGAGCACUACUGUCACGAGACUGAGGGUGAGGCGUGGUCUCUUUCCCGGGGUCCUGACGGAAUGGUGUACCUACAGCACGAGGCGGACCUGGUAGCCACGCCAGACGUGCCCCAAACCUUACCUUUCUCCAUGGGCAUGUUCCCAGGGGCUGCUGCCUCUCCUUCCCAGAAGGGCUAUGAUUUCACCUCUGCCCAACAUCACCCAACUUUCUCUGUGUUUGGACCCAGUGUCGAAGGUCCAAUGUUUGGGAGGCGGGCCACCUUACCAGCUAAUCUUGUUGUAUUCGGUCAGUAUGGCUGGCCAGGCAUGCAAGGCCAGUUGCCGCUCUUCCCAGCCUUUGGUGACAGCUCUGGUGCAUCCGGACCCACGUUUGCUUUCUCAUCGCAUGGUGGAGGUGUUCCUGGGGUCAACUUCUUCCACCAGAAAAUGUCCCGGGGUUCGGAAGGCUCCAUCACCCCGUUAACAAAGCAUAACCAUCCCAAGGUCCCGGUGAGGGCAGCCACGAUGGGCUCGUAUGCUCCGCAGCAGGAGAAGAUGUUUGAGAGGAAAGACAUCCCACCUGAGCUGCAGGGGGUCUCAGUGAAGGAACUGGUCAAAGCUUUAGGUGAGAGUAGAGCCAAUGCUAACGGGCCCACCCCUGUCCCCUCACCCCCAGGAACACCCAAAAAGUCACUGUCACGAAGCUCCAGUCCUAAGCCAGAUCUAGAUGGCAGCAAGCGCUCCUCUCCACGACCUGACAGCCCCCAGAGGUCAGAUUCCCCGGGGAGCAAAUCACUGUCCCAGCGCUCCGACUCCCCCUGUGGCAGUGUCUCGUCCAAGUCUGACUCUCCAGGGAGGAUUGUCUUACAGAGAGCAGAUUCCCCAGGGCGGGGCUUCCUCCAGCGCCCUGACUCCCCCGGCAGAAGUAAUGCCCCACCGCGCCCAGAGCGGACAGACAAACUAGGCAAACCGGACCGCCCAGCCAGAGCUGUCAACGCCAACAACCCAGCCCAGUUUAACCGCCCCGACCGGCCCAACGCCAACUAUCAUGAUCGCAUGGACCGCAUCAUCAUGAACAAUUUCGACCGUCAUGACAGAGACAUGCCUGAGGGAAACCGUGGACGGAGCAACAGGCUGGACCAGCCCGAUUCUAACAAAGCUGAUCACCACGAGAGUGGGUAUCGCGGAGAGAAGCCCAGCCUCCCGCCUAGGAACUGUAACCACAAGCUGGAGGGGAAACAGGACCAGAACUGGGCUGCUAACCAUGUCCCUGCCGGCGAACCGCACAAGGUGCUGGCUCCUAUGGCUAUAGAAAUGGUUGUGGUAGAUGCUCCGGAACCCGCAGGCCACAAUGUCAACCGACCGAAGGGCAAGCUGACGAGGGAGAUGUCAUUCGAAACACCACCGGCCACACCACCGACCAGCAGAAAGGAGCUUUCAGGGGAGGUCAGCCCCAGUAGUCCCAGAACGCUGUCCCCUGCCCGCAUGAGUCCUGGGCGUGGAGCAUCAGGAGGCCACACCCCUGCGUCUGUCCGCUCUCAGUCCCCCUCUGCGGGCAGUUCUCACAGCAGCAGUGGGGGAGACUCUAACCUCAAACCUGCCUUCAGCAUCGGCACCAGCUCCCCUAAAGAGGAACCUCUCAGAAUGUCCCCAAAGUCGGGUCGCAAGGAAAGUAGGGGGAGACAACUGCGGACGAAACGAGAGCGUGCAGCAUCUCCAUCACCAAAAGACGUGAUGCCCAUGGCACGUGUGCGGUCAGCAUCAUUACUGGCAGAGCGAACUCACGAAUCCGUGAAGGAAGCAUUGUCGCCGUCGGUGGCUGAGUGUCUUCGGGCGGUAUUUGCAGCUUUUCUGUGGCAUGAAGGCAUCGUCCAUGACGCCAUGGCCUGCGCGUCUUUUCUCAAGUUCAACCCCAACCUGUCGAAGGAAAUGUCCAAGUUUGCUCGUGUGAAAAGUGAUGGUAAAGACAGAGUGAGGAUGAGGCACCCCACAGAUUCAACCCAUGACCGAGGCAAGGACAUCAAAAAGGUGGACAAUCUUAACAUUAACAUCAACGAGAGCAUAGUGCAGCUUUGUUUGGAUCAGGCCAGGGAUAAGAAUGAGGCCAAUGACAAGGCCACGGGCCGUCGACUCCAAUCCUCAUCCUCGGAGUCACCGAUACACCGUUCAGAAGUUUCAGGUGGGAUGAUGAGUCUGCAGGACGUCUACUCCCUAGAGCCAGUCACAGAUAAGGGGCUGGCAGGCAUGGACAAAGAGAGCCAGUUACCGCCUACUCUGCACCAUUUGGUGUACUUUUGGGAAGAGCUGUCCUCUGCUAUACUCAAGGUUGUCAACCAAGACCUGAUCAUACCAAGUCCAGCAGCCAACAUCAAAGUGAAGAAGGGAGAUAAGAAGGAUCGGGAGAAGGAAAAGGAGAAGAAGUCUAAGAAACGGCGAGACCUUAAGCCAAUGGCAAGGGGGAAUCUGUUCGGGGAAGCAGCAGGGGCUGUUGUGUUUGGGCAUCUUGGAGGUGGGGGUGGGGGAGGUGGUGGAGGCGGGGGUGAUAGGGAGACCAUGUGUGAGCUGUGCGGAGGCAUGUACCCCCACCCUGUCACCUACCACAUGAGGCAGUCCCAUCCGGGCUGCGGAAGGCACGCCUGCGGGAAGGGCUACAACAGCGGCGGGAACUUCUGCGGGGGCUGGGCAGGUAACUGUGGUGAGGGCGGGAUUGGGGGCAGCAGCUGGUACCUGAUGUGUGAUAAGUGCCGGGACAAGUACCUCCGCGAGAAAAAGCAGAGCCUGAAAGAGAAAGACCGAAACAAGAAACAGAAGAAGAAAAGCAUGCCCAAACAAACCUCUGUCAUGACUGCGGUGGAAUCUAGUCAUCUAGUGCUGAAAAACAACGCUAUGUUUCUUCUAGAACUGGCUAGUGCUGCUGGCUUGAGCCUGCCUGUACAGUCUCACAAAAAGCGCCAGGGCAUGCAGCGUUCGGACACGUUGCUCCCAAGCGUUAGCGAAGACGGCUGCACGGAGUUGAAUCCUUUCCCACCAAUACCAUUUCAGUACCUGUUGCUGCGCGGAGCAGAAGGAUGUGAUUCAGCAUUUGCUGAGGAGAUAUUUGUUGAUCAGGAGGAGCGAGUGUUCGUGCGCUCAGGCUCGCUUAGCUCAGGGUCCCCCAGGAGAACAGGAUACAGACCGCGCCUAACAACGGAGCCUCAUGGGGCACUGGCUAGGGCCAUUUCUCUGGGACAAGACCUCAAGCCUGUAGUCAGGGUCAGUCCCCUGAGUCCACCAGAACACCCUAAGCCCGCUGUGGUGGAGACCGGCAGACCUAUCCCUAAGAGUGCUGGAACUAGUCCCGACUCGGAGCAUGACCAUGGUAGGAGAUCCAUAUUCCAGCGUAGCAUAUCCGAGAUGGGCGACAACAACUCUGUGGACGCCAACAUGUCGAACAGAGUGGUGAUGACGCGGCGGAGAAAUAACAGCGGAGGGGUUGGAGAUGGCGGGACGUCCUUAUUGAAGUACCCAUCAGCAGCCAUGUCUAAGCUUAUCAGCUCAGUAGACAAGAGCUCUGGCUCCAGUGGUCUAGGAGAUAAGGCAUUACAGAGACCAGUGCUGGCGUUUAUCAUACAGAGACAUGACCUGGACAGUCUACAGCUGGCCAUGAGACAAGCUGUCAGGAAGGCAGCCUGUCGAGUCUACGCCAUGCAGGCGCUGAACUGGCUUAUCCGUGUAGUGACCCACCCGUCCUGUCUUCAUGAUCUACUCUGGUUCUUUGUCUCGUCACUUCUUCCACCGACUGAAGAUGAAGAUGAAGAUGAUAAUGUCAAGGAGAAGAAGGAGAAAAAAGAUGUAGAGGAUAAGGACAUCCGAGUGUGUGAGCACCCGUUGUCUGACAUCACCAUAGCGGGUAAGGCUGCCCACCCCCUGCAACCCACCUUCCACACCCUUUUGCAGACCAUAGCUGACGUCAUGAUGCAUCUUAAUCCCGGCUCCUCGUUACAGCAAAUGGCGGUGCGUUGUUACUGCCUCAAGUUCCAGCAGUCGGACCAUCAGUUCUUACACGAGAGUCAUGUGUUCAGUAACAUCAGCCGUAUCCUCACCAAGUCGGACGAGGAAUCAGAAGAGGCCCUGGAGAGUGACUGGACCACUGGGAAGGUGACAUGUUUGAAGGACCUCACACCAGGUGCUGAUGUGAAGGCGUCAAGUCGGCAGGCUAUGGUGGCUAGUCUCUCAGAUAACUCCACUGAGACAUUCUGGGAGAGUGGAGAUGAGGAUAGGAACAAGACAAAGAUGAUAACUAUAACCUGUGCUCAGAGAACCCAGCCCCACAUGGCCUAUGUCCAUAUAGACAACUCUCGGGAUUUAGGGAAUAAAGUGUCCAGUGUUCAGUUUCUGGCGGGAACAAGCAUAGAUGAGCUCAAGAAGUGCAGACAGCUGGAGAUAGAGGCACGGCACAUUGGCUGGGUAAGCAGCCCUAUCUGUGAGAACAACUGUCGUUACAUCCGGCUGGAGCUGAAGGGACCCGACAACAACCUGCGUCUGCGACAGGUGAAGGUUCUCGGGGAACAGGAAGGGGAGUCACUCCACCUGCCUGUCCAAAAGGGGGCGCUGCUCAUGCAACAGAAGAAUUGUGAGACAGAGACCCUGAAGGUGUUCAGGCUGCUCACCUCACAGGUGUUUGGGAAGCUAUUGUUUAAUGGCCUCUCUGAGGGUGAGGAGAAACAGGCAGAGAGUCAUGAGGCUCCGGGCAUUGACAACGACCUCAAGGAGCAUAUGGUGGGCAUUCUCUUCAGCAGGAGUAACCUCUCACACCUACAAAAACAGGUUUGCGCCCACAUUGUCCAGGCUAUUCGUAAGGAGACAGAGAGGGUGAAGGAGGAGUGGGAGUCUGCAUUCGCCAACAAAAAUAAGACAGUGGAAGAUGAUAACAGAGUGUCUGAUGUGUACUGCUUUGAGCUGUUAUCCAUGGUCCUGGCCCUCAGUGGCUCUGGAGUGGGCAGAACCCAUCUGGCCCAGCAGUAUGGAUUGUUACAAGAUCUCUUCACUUUACUUCACACUGCCACUCCCAGAGUUCAGAGACAGGUGGUGUCUGUCUUAAGGCGUGUUUUGCCAGAGGUCCAACCAGAGAUCUUGGCCACGAUUUUGAAGGUAAACAGUCUACCUCCUGCUGACUUCUCCAUCGUCACGGCCACAAGUCGUGACCAGGCAGACGAGAGUUUUGACCCCGACAAAGUGGGCAUCAUCGACGUGUUCCUGGCUUGUAUAGCCAAGUCCUUGUCUGUCCAGACCAAGGUGAAGAGCAGCGGGGCUCACAAGGGGGUGACCACGGUGUCACUGGCCGAGAGUCUGUCAGAAUUGCCCUCUAUCAGAUCAAAUGGUGCUCGCUGGUGGUUGAGAGGAAACAUGUCAGGGACAUUAGCCACUGGAAUUAUACAGCUUCUGCAGGAUAUGGCCGCGGGUAAGCUAUCUGAGCCGUGGGCAGCUGUGACGAAGGCUGCCAUCGCCGAAGCUAUCCUGGGCCUCACCAAACUAGACGAGGCACAAAGGGUUCCACAGACUUGUAUCAAAACACCUACGCUGUGGCUGGCACUGGCCUCCCUGUGUGUUCUGGACCAGGAGCAUGUAGAGAGACUCUCCUCUGGUCAGUGGAUCAGUCAUCAGGAUGGUCAGCAUGGACAACCAAGACCCACCUGCGAUAACCAUGACGACGAUGUGACACCUGCCAUUAUUCUGUGUAGUGAAUGUGGUAACCUGUGUGCAGACUGUGACAGGUUCCUUCAUCUUCACCGCAAGAAACGCUCCCAUCAGAGACAGGUGUUUAAGGAGGAGGAAGAGGCUAUCCGUGUGGACCUUCACGAGGGGUGUGGCAGGACUAAGCUCUUCUGGGUCAUGGCUUUGGCUGACUCUAAGACACUCAAGGCCAUGGUGGAGUUUAGAGAAGGUAAGGUAAGCAACCCUCCAGGCGGCCCAGGCACCUGUAGAUUCUGUGGCACCUCCAGUAACACAGGACUGCUGGCUAUAGGCAAUGUGUGUGCUGAUCCCGACUGUCAGGAAAAUGCCCGUAAUGCCUGUGCAAAGGUUCACUCCUGUGGUCACCCAUGUGGUGGGAUCAAGAACGAGGAGCCUUGUUUGCCGUGUCUUCACCGCUGUCGCUCCUCAGACCAGGAACUCUUGAAGCAGGACGCAGACGACAUGUGCAUGAUCUGCUUCACAGAGGCUUUGGCUGCAGCUCCAGCUAUAAAGCUGCAGUGUGCUCAUGUUUUCCACAUGAAGUGCUGUCAGAAAGUGCUUGAAAAGCGAUGGGUUGGACCUCGGAUCACAUUUGGUUUUUCCCUUUGUCCAAUCUGCAAAAGUGCAAUCAAACACAAUGUGCUGAAGGAGCUGUUGGAGCCAAUCCGCAGUCUGCAUGAGGAUGUGAGAAGGAAGGCUUUAAUGAGGCUCGAGUAUGAAGGACUACACAAGGCUGAGGCCAUCACGACACCAGGAGCACGAUUCCACAGUGACCCCGCAGGCUUUGCCAUGGACAGAUAUGCUUACUAUGUCUGCUUCAAGUGCAAGAAGGCCUAUUACGGGGGUGAGGUGAGGUGUGAUGAGCAGGCGGGGGUAGGGGAUGAGUAUGACCCCCGGGAAUUGGUGUGUGGAGCCUGCUCAGAUGUCUCACGGGCACAGAUGUGCCCCAAACACGGCACGGAUUUCCUGGAGUAUAAAUGUCGCUACUGCUGCUCUGUGGCUGUCUUCUUCUGCUUCGGCACAACGCACUUCUGUAACGCCUGUCACGAUGAUUUCCAGCGAGUGACAAACAUCCCCAAACAUGAACUGCCUCACUGCCCGGCAGGUUCCCGAGGCAAACAGUUGGAGGGAGAGGAAUGUCCCUUGCAUGUCCAGCACCCACCCACAGGUGAGGAGUUUGCUCUGGGCUGCGGGGUCUGUCGUAACGCCCACACCUUCUGAGCCAAGGGUCACAUCAUCACACCAACACGUUCUCAGAGAUCACAUCCUGAUCCACUCGUCCUCACUUGGUGGCCAAAGUCCAAAAGCUUGGCCUGAUCCAUACCUCAAUGGCAGUGUUUGUCAGGGAUUUUUGGUGGUUUUUGGCAGUGCAUGAAACAAGUCAGAGAUGAUGGAGAAAAUAGUUUUCUGGCCUUACGCAUGCAGUGGAAUUUAUGAACCCAUUCAUCCCCAAACAGAAGAGUAUUGCAUACUUGCAAAGAAAAAUCUGCUGGUUUUUACAACUGUCAGAUUCACACUUUGUGGUUUCUGAUUCCAUGAACCACAGUUAUCAUGUUUAGUGGAAACUGUCAGAU